AUGUCGGAACCUUCAUCAAACUCCAACCUCAACGCCAGCUUCAAAGCGUCAAUCCCCUCGCUUCCCGCCCCUGUAACAACACAACUCCAAGCCCCGCCAUCGCCGCGCACUCAUCGCGCCCUUCGUCGUCUUCAAUCCGCACAUACUCUCGGCGCCCGCGCCCGCGAACAGGCAACGCCCUCCCUCAUCUCCCAGCAGCGACAGCGCGACGAUCAGCGUGAUACCACUGUCACUGCCACUACCAAUUCCAAUUCUAAUGCCAAAAGCAAUGGAAGCGCCUCACCAACAAAAUCGACUCCUCCACUUUCAAACCAGAACGUUAAUCGCUCGCCCCAACGAGGCCGAGCUAAUAGCGAUGCCACCCCGCCCCUCGUACACCAGAUGAACGUUGUUACGGCUAGCAAACGUGCCGGGAGUAAGAAGCCCGUCUUCUCGCAUGGCCAUUUACCGUUGCAUCAGAUUAUACGCGAGGGGCCGACUGAUGGGGAUUUCUUGGGCGCUUUGGAGAGUGCGCGCUGGAAGGUCAUUGAUGAAGGUGUCAAGAGUGCUGAAGAUGGCAUGUCAACGUUGAGAAUAUACGUCUGGCUCGUCCUUCUCGAUGCCCCUAUUCUAUCGACCGACGACUAUCUCGCGCUCAUUCACCGAGGCGCUUCCCCAGCCUACUCCAAAAUCCGUAACGACACAUUCCGUACUCUUACAACAGAUCCUCUCUUCCGCCGCCGUGUCAGCGAGGCCAGUCUUAUUCGGCUCCUCAACGCAAUUGCGUGGAAGCUCCAUGACACCCGCGAGGAAACCCGCCAAAGCCGUCCCACCAGCAGCCGAGCUUCGCUUCCUGGUGGCAGUAGUAUCUCGGGCCGUUCUCACUCAAACGCAAGCACAUCCUCUCCUACUGCUCGAAACCGCGCUCGUGCCUUGACGCUCACUACAGAAGGCUCCGAAUCUGGCGCUGGCGCUAGAUCGUUGGAGCCUGGCACCUACGUUCAGGGUAUGAAUGUUCUGGCUGCCCCUUUUCUCUAUGCAGCUCGUAGUGAGGCAGAAGCGUUUGUAGCAUUCCACUCGCUACUAACUCGCGAAUGUCCUGGUUACAUCCGUGGUGCUAUGGAUGGUGUCCAUCGAGGUCUUGCCCUUGUGGAUAAAGUACUCGCAAUUGUAGACCCCAAGCUGAGCAUGUAUCUUACUGCAAAGGGGCUUUCAGCCGAGAUCUACGCUUUCCCCUCUGUCCUGACGCUAUGCGCUUGUACACCUCCUCUCCCCGAAGUCCUACGGCUGUGGGACUUUCUGUUCGCCUAUGGGCCGCAUCUCAACAUUGUUUGCAUCGUGGCACAACUCACUAUCAUGCGGUCACAGAUCUUACAGUCACCCAGCCCGAACAAGGUCUUGAGAUCGUUCCCCCAGCUCAAUGCGGAUCUCGUCAAAUCCGUCACUAUUGGCAUUAUCAAGAAGAUUCCGGAUGAUGUUUAUGCCGAGAUCGUAUCUCACGCUCUCUAA
Molecule: messenger RNA, 1488 nt
Organism: Fusarium coffeatum
Lineage: Eukaryota; Fungi; Ascomycota; Sordariomycetes; Hypocreales; Nectriaceae
Exons: 3
Coding region: 1-1488 (495 amino acids)
Biological process (GO): negative regulation of septation initiation signaling; activation of GTPase activity
Cellular component (GO): mitotic spindle pole body
Molecular function (GO): GTPase activator activity
Source: RefSeq, a predicted model, not a curated record